CCGGUGUGAAGACUGGAAACGGUCACAUUGAGAAUGGGAGCCCUGUGUUAUGUUUGUUUCAAGAUGGUGGAGGAAGGUGACACGGAAGUCAUCUUUGAAGAUAGCUGAAAAUGGUUGAAUUAUAUCAGACAUUUAGCUUCAAAGAGCAUGUCCUACCCCAGAUCGUAACCUAUAGAGACCAGUAUUCUAAUGAACCUGCAGAAUCUAACAAUGACUUAGAUGCAGUUUGGCAGCAGCUGGAAGCUUGUAUUGUUGGGCAGGAGAAAGAUGGGACUUUACUUGUCACUUGGUCUGAUAAGUGCCCAGGGCACAUGGGAGGAUUCUAUGUCUCUUAUGUUGCAACUUACACACCAUCCAAGCAGCAUCUUAAGAUGAUCUUUAUGCAUGACAAGAAAGUCAAUAUCAUUGGGGCAUCUAUUAACCAAGAAGGAACAUUGUUAGCAUUUACCACAACAGACCCAUAUUUUGGAGCUAUGGAUGAGCCAGAUCGUCCUACCCAUCAAGUGAUUUACAAAUCAUUUCUGGCUGAAAUACAUCCAAAGAAUAGGAUAUUCUCUCUUAAUACUGAGAGAAACACCUAUCAGCGAGUCCAGUUUCUUUAUGGAGAGUACCAAGGAUAUGGAAGCUUCUCAAAGAAGGAGUCCCACAUGCUUUUUUUACAUCACAAAGAAGCUAUUGGUUUAUAUCACAUACCCUUGGCAACAGUUGAAGAACGUGGAAUGAUAAUGAGCAGCCAACCUAGAACAGAACGUAUUUGUGAUGCAUUUUUGUGGGCACAGUGGGAUAAUAUCGACCAGCGCCUCUACUGUGUUUACAACAAGGUACAAGAUCAUUCUUCUAUAAAGGGAGACAGGAGUAAUCCAGAACUUAUGUUUUCAGCAUUCCAGCUCAGUGCAAAGGCUUCUCAUGUAAAAGUGCUCAACAUGCCAUUACCUUUUUCCAUCAGUCAAGAUGACAUAACCUUAAGUAUUCCUCUGUACCACAAUCUAUCCAUGAUGGAAACAGUCUCAGAAAAGCACUUCAACAUGCAUGUGGUCACUUCUCAAGGCUCAUUGUACAUUUGCUUACAACAUCCAACCAAGAAAGACGAAGAGGAAGGGCCAAAUGCUGGCUGCACAAGGGGAUCGCCUGCAAGCGAUACAGAUUUGACUGAUCUGGAGUACUCGGUGUACUUGCUACAUCACGAUUGCGUCUUGCACUGCGUCAUGCGAUCCGUCGUUCCGCAGGAAAUUGUCCAUGACUGCACUCUUUUCUUUUCUAUUUUUAACGACUUCCUGAUGGUGCUGUUGCCUGGCUACGCCCUGCAUCUGCUGAACGGAAACGCCGAACAUGAACCAUGUCACCACGUGAUCUUACAAGAUGAGGCUAUCCCAAGAUUCUCAGUGAAGGGAUCACGUGACCCAGCACCUCUUCUCCUUUACCUUCACAAGGAGCAGAGCACAUCUGUCCAUACCGCACCGAAUAUUCUCGACAGCAGGACGGGGAAUGGAUAUGAAUGUAAAACCAACAAAAAGGCUCUUAUUGGCAUAUUUUCAGUAACCCAUCUUCCCUCAACACGUCUUGCUCUUUUGCAUAUGGCGAUUGUUCAUCUCAGAGACACAUCUAUGGUGAAAAAGAUGAUUGGUCACUUGUGUUAUGAUCCAGCCAGCCCAGAAUGUGCAGAGCUUCUAAAAGAAUACUUAAUCGGGUCCACUUACGGUCUGUUAAAGCGACAGCUGGAUCGAGGUGUUCUGAAGCUGUUGCCAUUCACCUGUGUCGAUACCUUCAGAGGUCAUCUAGAGGAGAGUCUUGAUAAACGAAGAAUUGCCACGAUUUUCUGUACAUUAUGUCGAGAUACGCCAACCGACUUCAGGAUUCCAAAGACGGAUAAGAAAAAAGAUAACAGUUUUUGGUUACUGUUAAAGACAAGCAAGGGAAAUGCUCACAAAACAAGCGUAAGGUUCUCGCUCAGAACUCUUCCAUCAGUUGCUAUCGAGGACAGCGAUGACGAAAUGGAGGUAGUGGCGCAUCAGCAAAUGGGAGCCGUGAGAACGCUCUUAAGGAGACUCUCUAUAAGGGCGUAUCCAAGCAACGAGUCUGUGAACUCUCAAGGUAGCACAAAAAGUGCAGAGUUCCUUGAGCCAAAUGAAGAGGAGGGAACAAAACUUGAGAAAAAGAAAAAACAAAUGGUUAUCGAGAAGCUCGCUGCUCAUCUCCAGGCCCACUCACCUCGUGAGAGUCGCAUCAAAACAGAGAAUAUCGCGGCUGAGUACGUCAAGUGUCAGGGCCAGCAGUCCGAGGCACUGCUUCGCAUCUUCUGGUCUGGACUCGGCUUUACCCCUGACACUAAUCCAUCUACUGCGCUACUAUCCUCUCGUGCCAACACGAGAGAAGUGGCAUUUUUCCACAUGGUUGAACGAUUUUUCACUAGCGUCUCAGAUGUCAGUUUUCCAUUUCCACCAGGUUUUCAGACGUUUUUCGCAACCUUAGCGUUCCGUUCGCUGGAUCCAAGGACGUUUCUUCGGUACAUUGACAAUGAUGUGCUGCAGCCCACAGAUCACUUUGUGUGUCGUCUUAUCCAAGAUUGCGGAGGUAGAGACGGCAACUCGGAAUUGGUCUUCCAGGUCAUCACACGCUUGAAGCACGAAAAAGCCAAGAAAGCUAUGGUGAAGUGGGAUCACCCAAUGUGCUUGAGGUAUAUGUCCCAACACCUGGUCGAGGACCUACUAGCGCAAGACGUACCAGGCGAGCGAGAACCAUUAUCAUCGUUGUUUGUGCCGCCAAAAGAUGGUGCAUUAGGAGCCUCAACGACGCCCUCCACUAUUUCCAGCGCUGGUUCCUCAAUGGAUGGUAAUGCAAACGAGUUCCCUCCCCUCGCAACACUCAUGUCCGCCCUCAGAUCACGAGAAGCUCACUUCAGUCGCCAUGCGCCUCCAAGCGUGAUCGACCUCGACAUGGUUGAAGACUCUGCCCUUGUGGAAACCAACCAACAGAUCGAUGGCAGGCUGGGGAGUGUACCGUUUUGAAUGACAGUAGGCGGAGCCACCUCGCCCGAUGACUGCCCUUUUAUUGACUGCGACAUGGUGCCUCACCAAGUUGCCCCCCCCCCAAAAAAAAAUAUAUAUAUAUAUAUAAAGAUAUAGAUAUAUAUUUUUUAGUUUUCAAGUUUUUGCAAGCUACAUAAAUUCGCUCAAAAAUCCAUUAAACGCCCAUAUCAAAAUGCAUCGCCUUCGACAAAAAUAAAUAUAUUUUUUUUUAUUAGAAGUAGGGAAUUGCAAUAAUCUUAGGCUACACAUGUUUUGUAUAAAAAUGUUUUGUAUGAAAUGUAAAAUGAAAUGAAAUUAAAGAUUUUUAAUCACA
Messenger RNA from Nematostella vectensis (starlet sea anemone), 3339 nucleotides. RefSeq names its product gamma-secretase-activating protein. NCBI's taxonomy places the organism in Eukaryota, Metazoa, Cnidaria, Anthozoa, Actiniaria, Edwardsiidae. Gene Ontology annotation, cellular component: trans-Golgi network. The record is from RefSeq and is a predicted model, not a curated record. Gene Ontology annotation, biological process: positive regulation of amyloid-beta formation. The transcript is spliced from 38 exons. The coding region runs from base 111 to 3005 and encodes 964 amino acids.